Messenger RNA from Drosophila busckii, 1043 nucleotides. It is a transcript of the gene epsilonCOP, whose product is annotated as coatomer subunit epsilon. The record is from RefSeq and is a predicted model, not a curated record. NCBI's taxonomy places the organism in Eukaryota, Metazoa, Arthropoda, Insecta, Diptera, Drosophilidae. Gene Ontology annotation, biological process: intra-Golgi vesicle-mediated transport; endoplasmic reticulum to Golgi vesicle-mediated transport; retrograde vesicle-mediated transport, Golgi to endoplasmic reticulum. The coding region runs from base 71 to 985 and encodes 304 amino acids. Gene Ontology annotation, molecular function: protein binding; structural molecule activity. Gene Ontology annotation, cellular component: COPI vesicle coat. The transcript has a single exon.
GCUCGCAAAAGCCAACUCAGCUGCAAGUUUGUGCUAUAUUAUUCAUAAAAACUACAAAAAUACGGUGAAAAUGAGUAGACACAAUGAAGACGACGUAAACUCUGCGCUAUUCGAUGCACGCAAUGAGUACUAUAUUGGCAAUUUCAUGGGCUCCAUCAAUUUUGUGCUGCCUGAGCAGGGCACAGCCGGAGCAGAGCUGCUCUCGUACAUGUACAUGUCAUAUCUGGCUAUCGAUUCGGGACGUAUAGUCGCCUCGGACAUAAAGGAGAGCAACACAACGCCUUUGCUGGCACUACGCUUGAUCAAUGAGGCCUUUGAGCAGCCCGCACGCACGGAGGAAAUACUCGAGAAGCUAACAGAUAAGGUGGCCAGUGAUGAUGACGAGACAAACCUUUGGCACAUUGCCACCGCUAUUGUCUACUGUUACGAUGGACAGUUUGAAAAUGCACUUAAGAUCUUGCAUGGCUCCACCAAUCUGGAAUCGAUGGCUUUGUCCGUGCAGUGUUUGCUGCGUCUGCAACGCGUGGAUCUUGCCAAGCAAUUGGUGGCAAAAAUGCAAGAGAUUAGUGACGAUGCUACUUUGACACAAUUGUCACAAGCCUGGGUUGCGCUGGCACAAGGAACGGAGCAGAUGCAGGACGCAUUCCACAUUUACCAAGAGUUCUGCGAAAAGUUUAAGCCAACACCUGCGCUGCUCAAUGGACAGGCGGUUGUACACUUAGGUUUGGAGCGCUAUGAGGAAGCAGAGGCUGUCCUACGUGAGUCGCUGACCAAGAAGCAUAAUGAUUAUGAUACACUCAUCAAUAUGAUGGUGCUUUCGCAUCUGACGGGCAAGUCAACAGAGACUAUUACGCGCUACUGGGAGCAACUAAGGCAAUUCUAUCCAAAGAGUGAUUUUGUCAGCGAACUGGAUAAGAAGUCGGCUGAGUUUGAUAGGCUAUGUCUGGAGUAUGAGCCCAAGGGCGAUCAGUUGCUGGCGAUAUAAAUUAACAAUUUGUAAUUCCAUUAAAUCAUUUAUUACAAUUAUAUAUAUAUGCAUAAAA